AUGUUAUCUGAUGCUUAUAGGUAUCAAUCGGUUAAAAAUGGAUCAAUGCUGUUUGAUGUCAAAGCUUCAGCCAACGGGCCUAUAGUCAACGAAAUCCGUCUUUCUGCUAAUGAAUAUUUACAUAUAAGCAUUAAACUUUAUAAGGAUCUAAAUUUUCUUGAAACUGAAUGGCUCGUUGGACCUAUAAAUGUUACUGAUAAUAUUAGUAAAGAAAUAAUUGUGCAAUAUAAUACAGACUUGUUUAACAACGCUGAGUUCUUCACAGACUCCAAUGGUAGACAAAUGUUAAAACGCAUAUUGUUUCAACGACCUACGUGGAAUUUCACAAUUAUCGACCCAAUAGCCAGUAAUUAUUAUCCAGUUACAAACAGGAUUCAUAUAAAUGAUAGAAGAUAUAGGUUUACUGUCCUAACUGAUAGAGCACAAGGUGGUUCGUCAUUAAGAAAUGGACAAAUAGAACUGAUGCUACACAGAAGGUUGUUAAAAUUGGCCAAUACGGAUUUGUUGGAGCCAAUAAACGAAAUCUCUCAAGGACGAGGCCUCGUUGUGAGAGGUAAACAUAGAUUAUUAUUUAGCGAUGGUAAUAACAAGAAAAAUUCGAUAAGAGAAAAGAAACAAGUCAUAGAAUUUCACUUACAACCAAUAAUCUUGAUUAGUGAAUCAUCACAAAUACCUUUAGAAAAAUGGUUAAAACUAACCCAUAAGGAUGUUUCUUUUACUAACACGUUGCCAGAAGGUAUACACUUGUUAACUGUGGAACCAUUUGGGGAUAAUAAAAUAUUAUUAAGGCUGGAAAAUUAUUUGGAUGUUGGUGAUAAGAAGCAUGAUGCUAUAGACGUAAAUUUAGCGACCAUUUUCAAAACUAUAACAGUUACAAGUUACAAAGAGACCAAACUGGCUGGCAAUAUGUGGAAAACUGAUUAUAAAAAACAUCACUGGAGGCAUGAGGCAGCAUUUUCGACGAAUUUCAAUGAUGAUUAUGGACGUUAUGGUGACUUGAAAGCGGCUAAAGAAGGUGGAAGAGGUAAAGACGUGAUUGAUGAAGAUUUUGUAAUUAAUUUGAGAGCGAAAGAGAUUAGGAGUUUUAUUGUUGAAUACGAACAUUUGUAG
Hyposmocoma kahamanoa is the source of this 1110-nucleotide messenger RNA. RefSeq names its product lysosomal alpha-mannosidase-like. The record is from RefSeq and is a predicted model, not a curated record. The transcript has a single exon. Gene Ontology annotation, biological process: mannose metabolic process. NCBI's taxonomy places the organism in Eukaryota, Metazoa, Arthropoda, Insecta, Lepidoptera, Cosmopterigidae. Gene Ontology annotation, molecular function: carbohydrate binding; alpha-mannosidase activity. Bases 1 to 1110 code for a protein of 369 amino acids. Gene Ontology annotation, cellular component: lysosome.